Molecule: messenger RNA, 1299 nt
Organism: Camelina sativa (false flax)
Lineage: Eukaryota; Viridiplantae; Streptophyta; Magnoliopsida; Brassicales; Brassicaceae
Source: RefSeq, a predicted model, not a curated record
UUAAGCUUACCGCGCGAUCAAUUUAGAUUCGGAAAACAGCUUUGGUUAAUUAAUAAUCCUCAAGAGGAAGACAAUCAGAGAGAUGUUGAUCAGCGUCGUCGUGGUCGUGGUGGUGUGAUCUCAAAUGGGUUUCCGAUUACAAAUCAUUUAAGGUGGCAUUCUUCUGGCCAAAGAUCCGGAGACGAAGGCGACAAGAUUUUCCGGCUUGGUCUCUCCGCUGAUAUUGGCUUGUCUCUCGGCAAAGCUGUCACCGGCUAUCUCUGCGGCAGCACCGCCAUUCUCGCCGACGCAGCUCAUUCCGUGUCCGAUGUGGUUCUAAGUGGUGUUGCUCUUCUCUCUUACAGAGCUGCUAAUGUUCCCAAGGACAAAGAGCAUCCCUAUGGUCAUGGUAAAUUUGAAACUCUAGGAGCACUUGGUAUCUCUUCCAUGCUUUUGGCCACUGGCUGUGGUAUUGCCUGGCAUGCUUUACACCUUUUAUCUACUGCACUUUCCUCAACUCCUGAGGUUACUCACCAUCACGGAAUUGAUAUGAGUCAUCCCUUUCUUGCUGUCUCUGUUACUCUUGCUUCCAUUUCUAUCAAAGAAGGGCUUUACUGGAUCACCAAACGAGCAGGAGAAAAACAAGGCAGUGGAUUGAUGAUGGCUAAUGCUUGGCAUCACCGAUCAGAUGCUAUUUCUUCUCUAGUUGCCCUUGUUGGAGUUGGAGGUUCUAUUUUCGGAGUCAAUUUCUUAGAUCCUCUAGCUGGCCUUGUUGUCUCGGCUAUGAUUUUCAAUGCCGGACUGGAAACAGGACACCAAAGUGUCUUGGAACUGGUGGAUGCUGCUAUACCAGCACAACAAUUAGAGCCUAUAAGACAAACCAUAUUACAGGUUGAAGGAGUCAAGGGAUGUCAUCGGCUAAGAGGUAGGAGAGCUGGUUCAUCGUUGUAUCUUGAUGUACACAUUGUAGUAGAUCCUUUUUCCAGUGUGAGUGUUGCACACGAGGUAGGAGAAUAUGUACGAGGACAGAUUAAUAAGAACCACCCUGAAGUGUCUGAAGUCUUUAUACAUAUAGAUCCAGCCUUUUUACAGUUUUCUUGUAGCAUGAUAGAGGAUCAUGACAGUACGAGGAAUGAAAGUAAUCAAGAAAGUAACAUCUGCCGAGAGAUUAAACAUGUUGAAGCCACCGUCUCAGAUAUUUUUUCGUCACAGUUCUCUGAGGUACUCCUCUGUUUAUUUUUUGCUAUAAUCCAGACCAAACCCANCCUGGUUUCAGAUCUUUCUGGUGAAAUUUCUCGAUCUUCGUUUCUUCGACAAUAG